AACCGCCUCCCGGGCCAGGCAAGCGGGCGGGUGGCUGGGGCGCCUCCACCUCCUCUUCCUAAAGCGGCGAGGCGCAGAGGAGCGGCAUCACUCGAGCCCAGGUCCCAGCCACCGCCACUCACAGCGCCCCGCAUUCAGGAAGAGGAGCAGCAGCGGAGGCGGCGGCAAAAGCGGCGGGCGGGCGCCAGAAAGGCCCUGAUCGAAAAGCCUGGGAGGGCCGCCGAGCUACCCCCGGAGGAGGAGCCAGUCCGAACCCAAAGCGCCACCGCCGCAGAAGCAGAGCGGAGCAGCAGUCGCCUUCAUGGCCCACUCACCGGUGGCUGUCCAAGUGCCUGGGAUGCAGAAUAAUAUAGCUGAUCCAGAAGAACUGUUCACAAAAUUAGAACGCAUUGGGAAAGGUUCAUUUGGAGAAGUUUUCAAAGGAAUUGAUAAUCGCACCCAGCAAGUGGUUGCUAUUAAAAUCAUAGACCUCGAGGAAGCUGAAGAUGAAAUAGAAGACAUUCAGCAAGAAAUAACUGUUUUGAGUCAGUGUGACAGCUCAUAUGUAACAAAAUACUAUGGGUCAUAUUUAAAGGGUUCAAAAUUAUGGAUAAUAAUGGAAUACCUAGGUGGUGGCUCAGCACUGGAUCUUCUUCGAGCUGGUCCAUUUGAUGAGUUCCAGAUCGCUACCAUGCUAAAGGAAAUUUUAAAAGGUCUGGACUAUCUGCAUUCAGAAAAGAAAAUUCACCGAGACAUAAAAGCUGCCAAUGUCUUGCUCUCAGAACAAGGAGAUGUUAAACUUGCUGACUUUGGAGUUGCUGGCCAGCUGACAGAUACACAAAUUAAAAGAAAUACCUUUGUUGGAACUCCAUUUUGGAUGGCCCCUGAGGUUAUUCAACAGUCAGCUUAUGACUCAAAAGCUGAUAUUUGGUCAUUGGGAAUUACUGCUAUUGAACUAGCCAAAGGAGAGCCACCUAAUUCUGAUAUGCAUCCAAUGAGAGUUCUGUUUCUUAUUCCAAAAAACAAUCCUCCAACACUUAUUGGAGACUUUACUAAGUCUUUUAAGGAGUUUAUUGAUGCUUGCCUGAACAAAGAUCCAUCAUUCCGUCCUACAGCAAAAGAACUUCUGAAACACAAAUUCAUUGUAAAAAAUUCAAAGAAGACUUCUUAUCUGACUGAACUGAUAGAUCGAUUUAAGAGAUGGAAGGCAGAAGGGCACAGUGAUGAUGAAUCUGAUUCCGAGGGCUCUGAUUCGGAAUCCACCAGCAGGGAAAAUAAUGCUCAUCCUGAAUGGAGCUUUACUACAGUGCGAAAGAAGCCUGAUCCAAAAAAACUACAGAAUGGAGCAGAGCAAGAUUUUGUGCAAACACUGAGCUGCUUGUCUAUGAUAAUCACACCCGUGUUUGCUGAACUUAAACAGCAGGAUGAGAAUAAUGCUAGCAGGAAUCAGGCAAUUGAAGAACUUGAGAAAAGUAUUGCUGUGGCUGAAGCUGCCUGUCCUGGCAUCACAGAUAAAAUGGUGAAGAAAUUAAUUGAAAAAUUUCAAAAGUGUUCAGCAGAUGAAUCCCCCUAAGAAAUUAAUUAUUGGCUUCUGUUUCGUAUGGACCUAGAGAAACCCACCAAAGCUAUUUCAAGUUUAGCGAUGCUUAAUUCAUGAGCUCCGUGUGCCUUUUGGAUCUUUGCAACAUUGAAGAUUUGGAAGAAGCUGUUCAACUAUUUUGUGAUGGCGUUUAUCAUUUUAUAUUUUAAAGAGAUUAUUUUGUAAGGAGUAACUUUUAAUACUAUAGUUUUGCCUGUAUUCUAGUAAAUGUUGAGACACAGUUUUGCUUUUAGGUAUCAUUAUUUUUUAAGCUACUAGGAUGAAUACUUUUGUGUUUUGAUCUUUAGUUAACUGUAUACUCAUGAAACAUACAGGUCUUUCAAAGUCACUCUAAAUAUUCAACUUUCAUAAAUCAUCAGGCUUCAUAAAGCUUUUAUUUAACAAAACACAAGUAUAUUCUAAAAAUGACUAUUGGUGGGGAGGUGGAAAUAAAUUAUGCCUUGUUAAAACAGAAGUUUUUAAUAAGCUCUUGGAAAUGAAACCUGAAAAGUAUUGACUCUUCUACCAAGUUGGUAUGAUAUUCCAUGCAGCUCAAUGAUUAUCACAUUUGAGAGCCCUGUGUUUGGAGCAUCGACAGGCAACAUGUAGAAACAAAGGUACCUCUUGGUGUGCAGUAUUUACCGUCUCUUUUAGAUAAAAGAGGCAGUUAACCCUUAUUUAAUGUGGUUAGAAAUUUAAAGCAAGAUCAUUUAGCUAAAAAUGGGUUUUUGGUAAUACUGGGGGAGUGAGUCUGGCUUCAUUUUUAAAUCUUCAGCUCAAAUUGCAUACUCAUAUGCUUGAAUGUGGAGCGCUUAAAAAUAAAGCUGAUUGUCAUGUGAUUAAAUACCUGGUCAACAGGUAUGAGUAUAACUUAUACCAGCAUAUUUUUGUCAUAGUAGUGAAUUGUCCUUUAAACUAUUUAUACAGUUUUGGUCUUCAUAAUUAGCAGUGCACAUCAGUAGUUCAUUUUGAAAGGGUAUUUAAAUGAGCAGUUUUUAGUUCAUAUGAAAAUAACCAUAGUACAGGAUUUCUGUCUAUACAAAGGUAAGUUAGAUUGUAUAGUUAAUUUUCAGUUAUAUUUAUGGUACUAUUAAGUGGGUAAUACCUUUUUCUUUUAAACCCAGUAUAUAUAUUGUGCCUGUCUCAGUUCUGAACUGGGGCUUUAUUUCAGUAGUUGUAGAAUUAUUGACAUUCAUUAGUCUUGAUAAUUAAUGUUUUAUUGUUUGGAUCUGCACAACUUAGGUUUUGCACAAAAGUCAUUUCAAAAAGUCUAAAUAAUUGCCAAAUAGUAGAAGAAAUAUAUUCUUUAAGUAAAGAAAAACAGUUUUUAGUCGAAGUGGCCAUUGCAUUGUCUUUUUAAACAUAAUAUAUACAUACUUGAGAAAGUUGUGUUGUUAUAUGCCAAGAAAAUUCUUUUCAUUAGUGCCUAUACUGUAACAAUUACUUUUAAUGCAUUGUAAUUUGAAGUAAUGGUUCAGUUAAAAUUUUCACCUGCUAUGUAACUGAAGCUCAAUUACAGUUUAUAAUCUGUAGUGGUCUGGAAAUAAUUUUGCAACUCGUGUCGUGGAGUAAAUGAAUAUUUUUGUAAAAGUAAAAGUGACAAAUUUAUAAAUUGGUUAUUUGAAACUUUGCAACACAAAUGCUUCCCACAUACAAGUUGUAUUGCUUACUCAAUAUUGUUAUUAGUCCUGUAAACUGUUUCUAGAUGAAGCAUACUCCAGUGUUUUGGGAGGUCCAAAAAUAAAUGUUUAAAUUUCAUGGUC
This is a messenger RNA of Carlito syrichta (Philippine tarsier), 3321 nucleotides long. RefSeq names its product serine/threonine kinase 26 (gene STK26). The record is from RefSeq and is a predicted model, not a curated record. Gene Ontology annotation, molecular function: ATP binding; protein kinase activity. The transcript is spliced from 12 exons. The coding region runs from base 302 to 1552 and encodes 416 amino acids. Lineage: Eukaryota; Metazoa; Chordata; Mammalia; Primates; Tarsiidae. Gene Ontology annotation, biological process: protein phosphorylation.